Molecule: messenger RNA, 2596 nt
Organism: Bufo gargarizans (Asiatic toad)
Lineage: Eukaryota; Metazoa; Chordata; Amphibia; Anura; Bufonidae
Product: coiled-coil alpha-helical rod protein 1-like
Biological process (GO): cell differentiation; protein export from nucleus
Cellular component (GO): centriole
Source: RefSeq, a predicted model, not a curated record
UGGCUUCUGGACCCCGGAGUGGGCAAGGGGGCGACUCACGCGUAUCACAAGGAGAGUCCUCAGGACCCCUACAGAAACGUCUCCCGGGACCUGAGCAACGAUGGAGAAGAGAGCCCUAAAUCCACCGCCUGUGUUCUUGACAUCAUCCAGGGGACGAGGUGACACUGGACUCAUUCCACCUUCUCACUUUGAAGCCCGUCGCCAGCGGCCGGCUCCUCCGCUCUCUUCGCCCGUUCCACCAUCUACUGAGGCCGAGCUUCUAACAGAACUGACGAAACUGAAAGAGGAGAAUGAGGUGCUGAAAAAGAGGCAAGAGAAAGAGGGUGCGAGGGCCAGGUCUCUAGAUCGUUACCUGCCAGAUGUUCCACCAUCGGAGUCCAAGGCGUUGGAAAUUAUUGCCCAUCAAAUGAGGGAAAUCCAGAAACUGGAAAAAUUGGUAGCUGUUGCUCAACAGAAGGAAGAAGAAAGGCUGAGGUUGGCACAAGAAAUGGAAGCAUUAAAGCGGGCAUGUAGAGAGGCUGAGCAGGAAGAAGAGAGGAGGAGGCAAGAAGAGGAGAGGAAAAGACAGGCCAAGGAGGCUGCUGAGAUUGAGAAGCUGCAGAAGCUGCAGUUGUUAACGGAGAGUCACAAGAUGGAGUCUGACAAGCUGAAGAUCAGAGUGCAUGCCCUGGAAUCACAGCUCCGAGAAGAACGGGAAGAGAAAAUACUGGAGGUGAAGCAUCUGAGAGAAGAGCUCCAAGUGACCACUGAAAAGAGAGAGGCUCUGGAAGCGGACUUCAGUCGGUCCCAUUCAGAGCUGGAAUCCCAGAAGACCUUGGUGCUGCAGCUGCGGACCUACAUAGGCGAGCUUGUUCCGGAUCAACAAGUGGAAGAGCAGAAGAGGGAAAAGACUGAACUGAAGAAUACAAUACAGCUUUUGCAGAAAGAAAGAGAUGCUCUGCAGACUUCUAUGUCACUCCUGCAAACCCGGCUGUCAUCGCUCACACACAUUUUAUCCCUGCAGGAAAGUGAUCUCUGUAAAAAAGCAGAUAAACACUUGGGUGGACAGAAGACUCAGCAGCUGCUUAAACUGUGGAGGGAGAAGGUGUUCAGUUUGAUGGUUCAGCUGAAGUCAGAAGAUAUCAACCGGGAGAAUGACAGUAGGAAGAUACAAGACAAGAUCUGCUCUCUGGAAAAUUCUCUGCAAGAAAGCAGUCAGCAGCUAGCAAUCUACUCGCAUGCCAUGCAAGACCGCACCGCAGAGCUGGAGAUGGAGAGGGUCAGAAACAAAUGCUUACAAGACAAGUUGACUGCGGCACAAGCUACAGCCACCUCCCUGUCCAGCCGAGCGGAAAAAGCUGAGCAAACGGUGCUAAAACUAAAGCAAAUGAUCGACAGUUUUGCACAGGCUUUCUACAAACAAGAAAACUCCUUCCGGGGAGCAUUGCAGCAACUGGUGACGCUGGGACAGAGGGUUACCUUCGCUACCAAGAGAGUGGACACGAUACAGGGUUUGGUGGCCCAGAGACUGGCCCUGACAAAGCUGGGACGAGAAGAGCAGGCCGGUAACACGGCGACAGAGGACGACAUAUGUCGCUUGUCCUAUGAGGAUCUAAUGGCUGAAGUGAGUCUCCUAAAUGAGGAGCGAGACCGUCUGAGUGCAGAGCUCAAGCGCAGCGCUCUAAUCAUUGAGGGCAGAGUGACACAGACCAGAGAAAAACUGGAAGCAGAAAUCGAGGCCUGUCACCACACUGCAUCUCUUCUGCGCUCUUCACUUCAUGAGACAGAAGAGAGGGAGCGUGUCCUGAGAGAACAGGUUGUGGACCUUGAGAGGAGACUUCAGGAAGCUUGCGAGACCUCAACACAACUGCAAGAGCAACUGCGGGAUCAGAAGGAGGACUAUGAGAAAGAGCUACAGGACAAAGUGAGAGCCAUAGAAGAAAACACAACGCAGCAGAUGGCUCAAAUGGAGAAGCAUCUACAUGAGGCCAGAAGAGAGCACACUAAAGCAGUUGUAGCUUUGAGACAGACUGAACGCCAGAUACAGCGAGAGAAGACACGGAGCCAGGAAACCACAAGUACAAUAGAAGAUGCCGCUCGAGUGAGAGAGGAACAACUUGUCCGCCAACUACGAGAUGCAGAAAGAGAUAAAAAUCUCAUGAUGGCAACUCUCCGGCAGGAAGGAUUAUUUGCCUCCUACCAGAAAACACGGAUGUCAGCCGUCCAGUCCAUAGAGAUUGUGAACGACUACGUACUGAGUCCAGCAGAAGACGCCGGAGCCAGAUGUACUCCAGCUGCUAAAGAUUCUAUAUCCAACAUGGUCGCCAAUCUGCAGAGCCUUGGAGCCUCUGUACUUGCAGAUGAGGAAGAUGACGAUGAAGAAGAUUUCAGCCACUAGAUGGCAGUCAAUGGCAUUUCCACCCCGUAUGAACUUUACACCACUGCAAACUUACAGUCAGACACUGAGAUAUUGCUGGAAAGGACACAAUCGGGAAUGAAUUCUGUAGAUUAAAUGGUAGAACCAUGUUGUCCUGCUGUGAAGUGUAUAACGCAAAGACUACACGCAGCCAGCCGCAGUUGUCGUACAAUGGUGGGGUUUUAUUGAAGAGGUUCUCUG